UCGGGAAGUGGAUCCGCCGCUGCCGAAGCAGCCCAGAGGGAGCUGCGGAUCGCGAGGCCAGCACCGACCCCGCCCGCCCGCGCGCGCCUCCCCCGCCCGCCAUGGCCCGGGACUACGACCACCUCUUCAAGCUGCUCAUCAUCGGCGACAGCGGUGUGGGCAAGAGCAGUUUACUGUUACGUUUUGCCGACAACACUUUCUCAGGCAGCUACAUCACCACAAUCGGAGUGGAUUUCAAGAUUCGGACUGUGGAGAUCAACGGGGAGAAAGUGAAGCUGCAGAUCUGGGACACGGCCGGGCAGGAGCGCUUCCGCACCAUCACCUCCACGUAUUAUCGGGGGACCCACGGGGUCAUCGUGGUUUAUGACGUCACCAGUGCAGAGUCCUUUGUCAACGUUAAGCGGUGGCUUCAUGAAAUCAACCAAAACUGUGAUGAUGUGUGCCGAAUAUUAGUGGGGAAUAAGAAUGACGACCCUGAGCGGAAGGUGGUGGAAACAGAAGAUGCCUACAAAUUCGCAGGGCAGAUGGGGAUCCAGUUGUUUGAGACCAGCGCCAAGGAGAAUGUCAAUGUGGAAGAGAUGUUCAACUGCAUCACAGAGCUGGUCCUCCGAGCAAAGAAGGACAACUUAGCCAAGCAGCAGCAGCAGCAACAGAACGACGUGGUGAAGCUCACGAAGAACAGUAAACGGAAGAAGCGCUGCUGCUAGGCACCCCCCCCCCCGGCCCCCCGGCCCCCCGCAGAGACUGCGCUGUGCCUGCUCCCCGCCCGCCGCUCGCGGGGCUCCUCGGGGACAGUCGCAUCUUCGUGCCGUUAUUUAAAGAAUUCUCUCCCCGUUUUUGUAUUGGGAGGCGCCGUCGGCACUUCCUCCCCUCCCCCCUUGAGUGCCAAGGUGUCGGACGACCUGCCCUUCCCUUCUGGUGCCCCUGGCCCGGGCACCUGGGCCCGGGGACACCGCGGCCAGCCGAGCGGACUGAGGAGCCAGAGUGUGUACAUACGUGUAUUGCUUUAACCAGCUGCGUCACCUUCGUCCUGCUCUGGCUUUUGCCUCCUUCAUGCCAGCCCGCUGCAGUAGACCCUCCCGUCCGCACCCCUCCCCAUCCCAUCUUCCGGCCAGCGGCUUCCUGAGGAGACAGGCUCGA
This is a messenger RNA of Odobenus rosmarus divergens (Pacific walrus), 1140 nucleotides long. RefSeq names its product RAB35, member RAS oncogene family (gene RAB35). The coding region runs from base 102 to 707 and encodes 201 amino acids. Gene Ontology annotation, molecular function: GTP binding; GTPase activity. The record is from RefSeq and is a predicted model, not a curated record. Gene Ontology annotation, cellular component: endosome membrane; plasma membrane. Gene Ontology annotation, biological process: endocytic recycling; Rab protein signal transduction. Lineage: Eukaryota; Metazoa; Chordata; Mammalia; Carnivora; Odobenidae. The transcript is spliced from 6 exons.